Molecule: messenger RNA, 2495 nt
Organism: Rosa rugosa (rugosa rose)
Lineage: Eukaryota; Viridiplantae; Streptophyta; Magnoliopsida; Rosales; Rosaceae
Product: subtilisin-like protease SBT5.3
Exons: 11
Coding region: 1-2343 (780 amino acids)
Biological process (GO): proteolysis
Molecular function (GO): serine-type endopeptidase activity
Source: RefSeq, a predicted model, not a curated record
AUGGGGCAUUGUUCACGUCUCCCUCUUUUUCUUCUAUCUCUUAUUCUCCUCUCUCUGGUUCAGACGCCGGCCGAUGCAGCCAAACAGUCUUACAUUGUGUACUUGGGAACACAUUCCCAUGGCCUGAACCCUACGUCUGUCGAACUCGAAGCAGCAACGAAUUCUCAGUACAAUCUGCUUGGAACUGUUUUGGGAAGCAAUGAGAGGGCCCAAGAAGCAUUGUUUUACUCCUAUACUAGAGCGAUCAAUGGAUUUGCUGCAGUUUUAGAAGUAGAAGAGGCUUCACAGAUUGAAAAGGAUCCAAAUGUUGUGUCUGUUUUUCCAAACAGAAAAUUAAAACUGCAUACAACUCGUUCAUGGGAGUUCAUGGGACUAGAAGACCAAAAUGGAGUACCUCGUCACGGAUCGAUUUGGAAGAAAGCAAAGUUUGGUGAAAAUACAAUCAUUGGAAACCUUGACACUGGUGUCUGGCCAGAAUCACCGAGCUUUAGCGAUGAAGGGUUUGGACCAAUCCCAUCCAAGUGGCGUGGAUCUUGUCAGCUUGACACCAAAGACAAAGUUCGUUGCAACAGGAAGCUGAUCGGAGCAAGGUACUUUAACAAAGGCUACUUGGAGUCUGCCAGGCUCAAUAAUGCCACCAUUCCACCAGAAGUUCUGGCGUCGCCGCGUGACCAGGAAGGCCAUGGCUCACACACCCUUUCAACAGCUGGUGGCAUUUAUGUGCCGGGAGCUAAUGUUUUUGGUCAUGGCAAUGGCACUGCUAAAGGUGGAUCCCCAAAAGCUCGUGUGGCUGCUUACAAAGUAUGUUGGCCAAGCUUUGGCAGUACAGAAGGAGGGUGUACGAAUGCAGACAUCAUGGCCGCCUUUGAUGCUGCAAUCAGUGACGGUGUUGAUGUUCUUUCGCUGUCCAUUGGUGGUGAUUCUGUAGAGUUUUUUGAGGAUGGGAUCGCAAUAGGGUCAUUCCAUGCGGCUAAGCAUGGAAUCGUUGUUGUUUGCUCAGCUGGCAAUUCAGGGCCUGCCCAAGGGACAGUGACUAAUGUGGCACCCUGGAUAUUAACAGUUGGAGCUAGCACCAUUGAUCGCGAGUUCACUAGUUAUUUAUCCUUUGGAAAGGGGAAGCAUCUAAAGGGAAAAAGUCUUUCUUCCAGAAGUUUGCCAUCUAGGAAGUUUUAUCCUGUGAUAAGUGGAGCCAAUGCUAAUGCAGCUACUGCGCUUCCUGAAGAUUCCUUGCUAUGUUUGAAUGGAACCCUUGAUCCAAAGAAGGUUAAGGGGAAAAUCUUGGUCUGCGUACGCGGGCAGAAUGGGAGAACUGAAAAAGCCCAUAUAGCUGGUCUUGCCGGCGCUGUUGGAAUGGUUUUGGUUAACGAUGAGGAAAGUGGAGAUGAUCUUAUGGCUGAUCCUUAUCUGCUCCCCGCUACACAUCUGACUUACACUGAUGGAAAACGUGUCUUUGAGUACCUGAAUUCUACCAAGAACCCUUUUGGUCACAUUACUCCUGUUAAGACGGUAGAAGGAACAAAGCCAGCUCCAUUUAUGGCUUCAUUCUCAUCUCGUGGACCGAGUACCAUUGAGCCAUCAAUCCUUAAGCCUGAUAUCAUAGCACCAGGAGUGGAUAUAAUUGCUGCUUAUACUGGAGCACCUCUCUCAACUGAUUCGGACCUUGAUAAGCGUCGCCCACUUUACGUUACAGAAUCUGGAACAUCUAUGUCAUGCCCUCAUGUAUCUGGAAUCGUCGGUCUUCUGAAAACACUUCACCCGUCAUGGAGCCCCGCUGCGAUUAAGUCUGCAAUCUUGACCACAGCGAAAAGACGCGACAACAAACGGGAGUCAAUUCUUGAUUCAACGAAGGUCUCAGCUACACCACUUGACUAUGGUGCAGGCCAUGUUAAUCCAAAUCGCGCAGCAAACCCGGGGCUUGUCUAUGACUUGACUACCGAUGAUUACUUGAAUUUCUUAUGUGCUCGUGGAUACAAUGCAUCACUUCUCAAAAUAUUUUCCGACAAGCCACACAAAUGUUCCAACACCUCUAGCAUUAUUGCUGAUUUAAACUAUCCUACAAUUGCUGUUCCUGAUCUCCAAGACAAACCAAUUACCAUUUCUAGGAAAGUGAAGAAUGUGGGUACUCCAGGCACAUAUGUAGCAUAUGUUCGUGCACCAGCUGGAGUUUCUGUUUCGGUUCAGCCUAGCAGGUUGAAAUUCAAGUCCAUUGGUGAAGAGAAGGAGUUCAAGGUUACGCUUAAGGCAGAUGGUAAGGUUCAAAAUAAAGACUAUGUGUUUGGGGAGUUGAAAUGGUCGGAUGGCAAGCACACUGUGAGGAGUCCUAUUGCUGUGAUGCGUCACUAGAAACGACAAACUUCGUCGAUUAAUUAUUUACUAUUAUUAUUUCUGGCUAGAUAGCCAUUAAAAUUUGCAGAUAGAGAUUAGUCAGUUAUUUUGUAUAUGUCUGUUUUUGUCCUAUUCAACAUAAAUAAAAACUAAAUAAAAAUUUGAUGAUA